UCACUCAAACACACAUCGCUGUGUGCAUAUCAACGCGUGUGUGCAAGACCGAAGGGCGACAUUCUGCAAUUGCCUCUCAUCGUGCCUCCACGACACAAUUUUGUGCAGUAUCAUUGGUUAGAGAUUGAUAGACGACUUGCGGCCUCGGCUUGCAGCCGCCGGCAAUUCCACGUCGACGUUAAAAAUGCGUGCCGCGAGCGGGCGGUUCGCCAGCUCUUCAGCACCUAGCACCACAUCGGUAUCAUGGGGCGUCUCGUCGGCCCGUCACUGCGGUCGUCGACUUGUGGGCCAUCGGUUGUCUAGCGAUGCUGCACGGACUGCCUGCCGUGCCGUGGAUCGGGACCUGGACUGGGAGCCCGACCUCAAGGCGCCGAAGGCCGGGCCGGCGCCGGCUGGGCGCCCCGGCAACAGCUACAUGCCGCCGCCGCCACCCCCGCCGCCGCCCGUUGACAUCAACACCGACAUGCCGUUCCCGUUCCGCAGCCGGCGUGAGAUCGCGCUGACCAUGCUCGGCGGCAGCGCGGCGCUGUGGCUGCUAAACCACAAGGUGCUAGCGCCCAUUGACUCGUUCGGCGAGAAGCCGCCCAUCGACUUCACACUGGCGGGGUACGCGGACCUGAGGCCGGAGGACUUUGUGUAUUUUAAGACGCCGCAAGGGCGGUGGGUGGCGGCGGCGGAGGACGAGCAGGGCCGCUUCUUUAUGAUCGAUGAGGUGGGCGACCUGUACUACGACUCGGGCGACCCGGACAUUGGCCUGUACGCGAUGGACACGCAGGGCAACCUGUUCAACUUUUACCGCGACACGGACGGGCAGCAGAAGAUCACGCCCGUGGGCAACGUGGCCGACCUGAAGAAGUUCAAGAUCGGCGAGAUCGCGGGCAUCAAGCUGGACCGGGACGUCAACGUGGUGGCUUUCCAGGACGGCACCGCUGCGCCGCUGCCGCCCGGCUCCGCCUACGUGGACCCCUACACGGGCGAGGUCAAGGGGCCGGACGAGCUGGUGGAGGGGCUCAACGGCAUGGACAGGUCCUCAUCCCGUCGCGGCCUGUUCGACAACCUGUUUGGCGGCGGGCGGCAGGCGGGCGGCUCGUCGCUGCCGAUCAACCGCUACGAGGUGGACCUGUCCGACCCGCGGGACUACGAGGAGCAGAUGGAGGAGCAGCAGUUCCUGGCCGACCCCGACGACCCCACCGCGCCCAUCCUGCCGCCCGACUUCGACAUCGACGCCCUGGCGAGACAGGUGGAGGCGGAGGCGAGGGCAAAGGGCAUCAAGGGCCGUUGAUGGCUGCACAGCGACAGCAGUGUCGGAUGCAGCAGGUGUUGAGGUGGUCAUCACGGCAGCUUCGUGGUGCGCGACAGACGGCAGCGGCAGGGGCGGAGGCGGAGGCGCGACCGGGGCGGAGGCGCCGCCGGGACGGCGGUGGCACGACCAAACUAGGGCGCCGCGUCUGCAGGGACGGCGCCUGUGGCGGCAGCGUAAGCUGGUGGCGGCAGUCGCCCGCUGAGGUGUGGCGAGGCCGGGGCUGGACACUGAGGGAGUGGGGAGGGAGAGGUCAUGCUGCUUGGCAGCGCCAUCAUGAGCCACCAACACGGUGCCAGGGAAGCGCCAGUCCUUGUUGGGAGUUGGACUCCCGCCCAUGCGGCGGCAGGCGCUUGCAGAGUUCGGGUCCUGGUCACACAUUGAUGAGUCUGACGGCGAGACACACAGGCAUGCUACAUUUUAUGGCGUCGAUAGCAACCACGGCAUGCGGACAACACGACAAUAUUUAACAGCAGGCUGGCACGGACUGUACUGAACUGUAGGUUGAGGGCGCAGUGGGACCAAGCGCACAACGCGCAGGGUGUGGCGUUGUGCUAUGUGAUUAUGAUAAACGGAGAUCUGGUGGAGGUGCGCGGCCAUGUUGCCGACGGGGGGUGCGGGACGUACGGCACACGGCACGGCAGAGGCACGUGUCAACACGCGCGGUAGGCAGUAUGGCAUUUUGGCGGCCGCGACACGUAGCGGUGCAAGGGCGUAUAGGCAGCAUAAGCACAUAGGGGCGAAACGUGAAGGGACUGUCAAACAAAAUGACCCCUAAUAUACCGGUACUCACAUGUUCGGAUAAUGUUGCGCCAGGAUGCGUGAGGCCGUUACUGAGGCCUUGGUGCUUUAGCAAGGUUGUGGACACUUGUGGCGAACUUGGUUGUCGCGCAUGUUGGCCCAUAGUAAGAAUGCGACGUUGCAAGAAGGGACAGUCAGCUCAAGCAAGGGUGCCCAGCACCCAGGUCAGGAGGGAACCAUCUCCGGCCCGAAGGGAAACCGCCCUCCCCCAUAGUAAGGUCACGGCGCGCACAUCUUGGAUCUAGGAUUUUUUGGGGUCUUCUGCAUUUUCAGUGGGAUUCAGCCCAAAAACAUACUGUAAUGUCUGCGUCAC
This is a messenger RNA of Chlamydomonas reinhardtii, 2414 nucleotides long. RefSeq lists its product as uncharacterized. The record is from RefSeq and is a predicted model, not a curated record. Bases 185 to 1282 code for a protein of 365 amino acids. The transcript is spliced from 11 exons. NCBI's taxonomy places the organism in Eukaryota, Viridiplantae, Chlorophyta, Chlorophyceae, Chlamydomonadales, Chlamydomonadaceae.